Molecule: messenger RNA, 654 nt
Organism: Trichomonas vaginalis G3
Lineage: Eukaryota; Parabasalia; Trichomonadida; Trichomonadidae
Exons: 1
Coding region: 1-654 (217 amino acids)
Source: RefSeq, a predicted model, not a curated record
AUGGCAUAUACCUAUCCCCGUACAGUCACUCAACCAAUUCAACCAGCCCCAGCGCGCCCUUAUCAGAAGGUCAUGUAUAAUACUCCUCAAUAUUACUACCAACCUCCCCCGCAGCAACCUUUGUAUGCAGCACCAGCCCAACAAAUUAUCUAUCAGCCACCACAGCAGUAUCAAAUGGUUCAAUAUUUACCAACAUCUGGCCAACAAGCUCAGCCAGUUUACAUCCCAGAAGAUGUUUAUGCUCAGCAAAUGCAAAUGUCGAUGCAGCAAAUUCCGCCACAACAACCGGUAAGAUAUGUUCAGCCACAACAACCAGCACCGAUUGAUCCAACCCCGCAACCUGCUGCUGUUGUUGAUCCAAGAAGGAAGAAGAAAGAGGUUCCUACAUCUCCUCAAUACACACAAGUUCAACAGACUUACACUCAGCCAAAGAAAGCUGCCCCAACCCCUGCACAAACCUACCCAACAGCUCAACCAAUCCAGGUUCAAACUCCAGUACAAACACCUCCGGAAACAGAACCUCUUCAAUCUCUCGAAAAUUGUCUUCCAAAAGUCCCAACUUCCAUUAUUUCAAAGGAAUUCAGCGCUCCUCCAGGUUGUUUCAAUAUAAUAAGACGUGGCAAUCUGCCUGGCCUUUCAUUUUCACAAAUCUAG